Messenger RNA from Eruca vesicaria subsp. sativa (arugula), 351 nucleotides. Lineage: Eukaryota; Viridiplantae; Streptophyta; Magnoliopsida; Brassicales; Brassicaceae. The record is from the annotation of a GenBank genome assembly.
AUGGCGAAUUCUGAAGUAGGGACAAAAACAGGAACAGUGAAAGCAGAGACAAGCAUAUACAGACAGAACUCUAUUUCAGGCAGCUCUUAUCAGUUGGAUUUACCAAUCGUUGAGUCUUCUUCAUCACUUGUGGAAGAUUUGCACAAGUCAAGAAAAAUACUUGAUGGUUACAAAGAGAGUAGAAAAGAUUCAGAGUCUGCAAAAGCAAGAGCUGAAGUGGAACUUUCCAAGGCAAUGGAGUUGGUAAAGGAGCUCACAUUACUGAUAGAGAGGUUGAAUCGGAGUAAAGAGUUUCAUAAAAAGGAUAUGGAAGCUUCAAAGAUAGAUUUAAAACUUGAGGAAAAUAGUUAA